UCAUCUGGUUGAGUGCAGACUGAUUGAAUGACCAAAUUUUUGAGUAGUAACGCGAUAACUCAGGUGCAAUAUCCUCACCUCGGCUCAGUUCGUUGGCAACUCUUAUAAGCUGAAAGUGGCAAGUCUCGGGAACACUGAUUUACAUAGUUCUGGCCUGAUCAGAAAUGAGCUCAUAGGACAUAGACCUACAAUGAAUGCCUCCAUACAAUCUCUACUCGCAGAAAUGAAAAGUUCAGUGCCUCCUUCGGCUGCAUAAGAAAACAAAGGACUCCAAUAAUGCUAACGACGGCUCUCCAAUGUCCAGCUCUGAUGUUGAAACUUUUAAUGGCAAAAUAGUUUACAAUCUUGACGGCAGUGCGUUAAUAAUCGAUGCAGGCAAUGCGACUAUUUCGCCUAGCAUUAAUUUAAGAUCUAGCUGUGCAACAACGACACCAACAGCAACAGCAGCAGGAGCAGCAACAGUAGCAGGAGCAGGAGCAGGAGCAGGAGCAGGAGCAGGAGCAGGAGCAGCAACCGCCAUAGGAAGACCAAUACCUACAGCCACACCUGCACAGUUAGCAGCAAUAGAGACUCGGAGCAGGACACAAGGGGACAGUGACGGCAAAGUUGAGGGUGAAGAUAUCGGAUUGGAUGGAAUUUCUAGUGUGUCCAGCCACUUGAGUCCAAAGAUCCAUUCAUUUCGUGUUGUGUCCGCCCAAGAUGCCAGCAGCCAUUGUCUGGAUGCAAUAAAUGCGUUUCAGACACACAAUCAUAAGCCGAUAUUGAUGUGCUUCAUAUGCAAAUUGUCCUUCGGCACUGUCAACUCCUUCAGUUUGCAUGCGAAUAGCGAACAUCAACUGAAUCUGGUGGAACUGGAGCAGCAGUUAUUGAAUCGGGAAUUUUCGAGUGCGAUCAUUCAACGUAAUAUGGAUGAGAAGCCGCAAAUCUCAUUUCUACAGCCAUUGGAUGUUAAGGAUGCCCUGGACAUUAAUGCUAGCGAAACGAAACACAUUAAGGAUCAGUUGUCGGGCUCUGGCUUUGGCCGGGGCGAGAGCUCGAGUGCUGAGGAUGCUGAAGGUGAUAUUGAGAUGACGGAGCAGUUGGAUAGUAUAGCGUCAACUGUAAAAUUUGGUUCCUUAAAUUCAGCAACAAUUAAGACUAAUAACAAACCAGGUGCAGGUGCAGGUGCAGGUGACGGUGCUGGUGCUGGUGCUGGUGCUGGUGCAACGGUAUCGACAACAUGUAACUCACCUGCAACAGCGAGACGAUCAUCAGCAUCGCCGACAGAUACAGUUGAGACGUUGAUGGGGUCCAGACGUUCUCCCACACCGCCGCCCCCACCUUCACCUCCUCCACCCCCUCCAGCCUCAGCUCCACCUGCUCCACCUGCUCCACCUUCUUCACAUGUAAAGUCCAGUACUGAUAAUAUAGAUAGCGAUAAGUCAAAUAAGCGUAGCCAAAGGUCAGAGUCAAUUGCCUCUGAAUGUGGCACUGAUUCACCCACACUUCCACUACAGCCAUUACAGCAGCUGCAGCAGCAGCAACAGCAGCCUAUCGAUGCAGAUGCUGCAGCGUUAACGGCAGCCGAUAUCUUACAGCAACAUCUGCUCUCACUUCAGCAGCAGCAGCAGCAGCAACAACAUGUGGCCGGCGCUUAUCCACCCACAAUGCAGGCUCAGGCCCAACUAAGUUCCUUUCAUGCUUCUCUCACGGCUAUAGCUAAUGAACAGAAUGCGCGAGGUGUUAAGCUACUCACAGAAUUUCUGCAGCAGCAGCUACAGCAACAGCAGGUGCAACAACAACAACACCAACAACAGAAACAUCUUCUGCUUCCCACACACUGCUUGGAGCAUCCCGAUUUUAAGGGUGUUGACUGCAAAACUUGCGAAUUGAUUGAUAUUCAACACCGGACCAAGUCGCCGGCUACACCUCAAUCCCAAUCCCAAAUGCAAUCCCAAUCCCAAUCCCAAUCCCAAACGCAAACCCAAACCCAAACCCAAUGCCAAUCACAGUCACUGCCGCAGCCUCUGCGCUCGCCCAAUGGCAGCAUCUCAGCAUCUAUGCCCAUCUCGCCUACCGCCUCAUCCGUUGGCAAUGUGCCAGCUUCGAGCUUCACAAUAGGCGCCUGUUCUGACCACAUCAACGGACGACCUCAAGGCGUGGAUUGCGGUCGCUGUGAAAUGCUUUUAAGCUCGGCUCGUCUUAACAGCGGGGUUCAGAUGUCUACGCGCAACUCCUGCAAAACACUCAAGUGUCCGCAAUGCAAUUGGCAUUACAAAUACCAGGAAACACUGGAAAUCCAUAUGCGCGAAAAACAUCCAGAUGGAGAGAGUGCCUGUGGCUACUGUUUAGCAGGUCAACAGCAUCCCCGGCUAGCACGUGGCGAAUCAUACUCAUGCGGCUACAAGCCGUACCGGUGUGAGAUUUGCAACUAUUCGACGACUACAAAGGGCAAUCUGUCGAUACACAUGCAGUCGGACAAGCAUUUGAACAAUAUGCAGGAGCUGAACAGCUCUCAGAAUAUGGUUGCUGUGGCAGCAGCAGCAGCUGCGGCCAGCGCCAAAUUAAUGCUGCCCAGCCCAACGCCCACUCAAGCAGCGCCGCCACAAGCGGCAGCCGCAACGAGUGUAAGUGCUUCAGUUAAUGCAAAUGCUGUGUCCAGUAACGCAACAAUAACAACUAAGGAAAUAUCAACGACAGCAACAGCCUUGUCCUCGAGCAAGCCGAAGCCAACGUUUCGCUGCGAUAUUUGCAGCUAUGAAACAUCGGUGGCACGGAACCUACGCAUUCACAUGACCAGUGAGAAGCAUACGCACAACAUGGCCGUGCUACAAAAUAAUAUCAAGCACAUACAGGCGCUGAAUUAUCUGCAGCAGCAGCAGCAGCAGCAACAGCAGCAGCAGCAGCAGCCGCAGCAACAGCCAGCAGCAGCAGCAGGAAAUUCGAGCAGCUUUAUGACAGCUGGGCCAGAGGUAGCCUUAGCUGAUUUGGCUUACAAUCAAGCGCUGAUGAUACAGCUGCUGCAGCAGAACGCCCAGGCGCAGCAGCAACAGUUGCUGCCGUCCACUGCCAGCAAAUUGUCGCCAACAAACACGAGCUCGCCAGUUAGCACGCCCGAGCAGUUGCAUGCCACAUUUUCUGCAUAUUCGCCAAAGCCCAUGAAAAUGCCAACUGGGAUCAUGAAUCUAACAACUGCAACGGCAGCGGCGGCUGGGUCAAGUGUCGAGUCGGAGGCAUUCGAUGCGUACACGGAGAGUCAGCCUGAACUAUGGCCCACGGCCCUCUACAGCUGCCUCAUAUGCGACUGCUACAGCACUAACGAUAUGGAGGAGUUGAACCAACACUUGUUGCUGGAUCGAUCGAGGCAGCUGUCGAGCACGUCCACGGACAUCAUGGUCAUACACAACAACAACUAUAUUUGUCGCUUGUGCAACUACAAGACCAAUCUGAAGGCCAACUUUCAGCUGCACAGCAAAACGGAUAAGCAUUUGCAGAAGCUCAACUUUAUCAAUCACAUACGUGAAGGUGGGCCGCGCAACGAGUACAAGUUGCAAUAUCAAACCCAGGUGGCAGCAAAUGUGGUGCAGCUGAAGUGCAACUGCUGCGAUUUCCAUACCAACUCGAUACAGAAGCUGUCGCUGCACACGCAGCAGAUGCGGCACGACACAAUGCGUAUGAUCUUUCAGCACUUGCUGCACAUUGCACAGAAGAGUCGACUCCAUCGCUGUUACCGGGAGUCACCAAUGCCCAUGCAAUUGCUGCACGACGAGCAACAGGAGCAGCAGCAGGCAUCGCCUUCGUCCUCGAAGAAAUCCCUUUGCUGUCAACUCUGCAACUUUUUGGCCAAAAAUCUACAUGAAAUGGUGCAGCACGUCAAGGGCUUGCGGCACAUGCAGGUCGAGCAGUUCAUUUGCCUCCAGCGACGUAGCGAAAAUAUCGAAAUGCUCGGUCUCAAUGAGGUCUUCAAGGUCACCGAACAGAUGCCGCUAUCCAACACUGAAGAUUCAAGCCUUGAUUGCGGUCUCAAUUUGGCAACGACAGCUUCUGUUAGUGCGGCGACAGAAAUGGGCUUCGGAUCAUCCACUGAUGGCAACAUAUUCUCGCCGGCCUCUGUCUCCAGCUGUGCCACAUCCUGUGGUAAGACACAGCCGCGCACCCUUUCCCCAUUGUCAUCGAGCGCGCCACACGAACUGAGUUCCAGCAGUGCGUCAACGACUAUUUUCAAAUGUAAUAUCUGCGAAUACUUUGUGCAAUCGAAGAAGGAUAUGGAAAGUCACAUUGAGGCAGUUCAUCCCAGUGCCGAGAUCGACGAUUAUAUCAGUAUACCGACAAAUACGGCAGCACUACAAGCCUUCCAAACAGCCGUCGCAGCUGCUGCUCUCGCUGCCGUCCAGCGUUGCAGUGCCACGCCCACGUCGACGCCGACGCCGACGGCAACGCCCACAACACCAGACGAACGGGGCAUGGGCAUAGACAUCGACGAUUGCCCUGUCGAAAUUAAGCGCGAACGCUUAGACGAAACCGAUGAGACCAUUAGAGCUGAAGCUAAGGAUAGCAACAAGAUCGCAAACGAAAAGCUGCCCCAAUCGGGUGUUGCAUGUCCCCUAUGCCUGGAGAGCGGCUACUGUGAGAAGUCGUUGCUGGAAGCGCACCUGAUGAGUGUGCACAGUGUGACCCGAGAUGGACUCGCUCGACUCCUGCAACUGGUCAAUCAGAAGGCGUGGCGUCCUGUCAAGAACGCCGAUGCGACAACUACUGACGAUGGCAAAAGUGCGCUGAAUGAUACUACGCCCACAAUAGCCGUAGCAAUGGGCGUCAUGCAGGGCAUGGCGUGCCAGCAGUGCGAGUCGAACUUCAAGCACGAAGAACAACUGCUGCAACACGCCCAACAAACGCAGCAUUAUCCAAUGCAGAACGGUGAAUACCUUUGCCUGCUGGUCAACAAUGUCAGUCGUCCGUGCUACAUGAGUUUUGCUACCUUGUCUUCAAUGAUUGGACAUUUCAAAGACUCGCACAUGAGUCUCGUCAUCUCGGAGCGACAUGUCUACAAAUAUCGCUGCAAGCAGUGUUCGCUGGCUUUCAAGACACAGGAGAAGCUUACCGCUCAUAUGCUCUACCACAGCAUGCGCGAUGCCACCAAGUGUUCCCUGUGCCAACGUAACUUUCGCAGCACUCAGGCACUCCAGAAACACAUGGAGCAAGCGCAUUCAGCCGAGUGUACGGCUGUCACGAGCAGCAGUCCUCGAGAUAUGUCGCCCAGUCCACUGCUUAGCGCUAUGGAAUUGGAUAAAACUCCAGCAGAGCCAAAUGUUUUUGACUUUACUACGACUCGAGCCAGUGAAACAGUUGCCAAAACAAACGAAACUGGAGUGAAGCACUCUCCGCGGCGUUCAAGCUCGCCAUUUCACUUAGACGCACAAUCGAAGGAAGCAGCCACGAGCUCACAGUUGCAGUCGCCAAAUGUGUUGGAUGAGCCUUCGCCAACGGAGCAGCAGCAGCAUUUUGCAGUGCUGACUGCAGCGUUGCUCAAACAGCAGCAGCAGCAGCAGCAACAGCAUCAAGAGUCCUCGGAUGCUCAGCAAUUGGCAAUGUCAAGCGGCGAGCUGCAUCAUUUACAGCUGCAGGCACAGCAGGACAAAGCUCAUCAGCAUCAGCAUCAGCAUCAGCAGGCUCCGUUUGUUAACCUAAAUCCGCAGUCAUUCCAAGGACUUCAGAGUAUACAGAGCCUGCAGCAAAUACAGCAGCAAUUGAAUGCUGCUGCAGCGGGCUCAGGUAUGCCCAUAAAUCCGGUGGAUAUGCUCAAUUUGAUGCAAUUCCAUCAUUUGAUGUCGCUCAAUUUCAUGAAUCUAGCUCCGCCAUUAAUAUUUGGUGGCAAUGCAGCAGCUGGAGCUGCUGGAGCAGCAGCUGGAAUAUCCAGUGGAGUAGGCGGAGUCCAGAACAAUGGCAUUGGUUCCGCCUCAGCAGCAGCAACCAGCAGCUCUGAACGUCAGCCCAAGUGCUCAGGCAGUGCAGCAGGCAGCUUGACAACGGAUGCCGCCAACAUCAAUAUAAUUCCGACCAACAACAAUCAGCAACAGCUGAGUAGCAAUCAGAAACGGGCUCGCACACGCAUUACAGAUGAUCAACUAAAGAUUUUGAGAGCUCAUUUCGAUAUAAACAAUUCGCCCAGCGAGGAGAGCAUUAUGGAAAUGUCUCAGAAGGCCAAUCUGCCAAUGAAGGUUGUCAAGCACUGGUUUCGUAACACGUUGUUUAAGGAACGACAGCGAAACAAGGACUCGCCUUACAAUUUCAAUAAUCCGCCAUCAACAACUCUCAAUCUAGAGGAGUACGAACGGACUGGGCAAGCUAAGGUGACCUCAUUAACUCCAACAGAUGCUCCAGUCGCGCCAUUGAGCACAGCAGCAGCAACAUCAGCGGCAACGGUUGCAGGAGCAGCAGCAGCAGCAGCAGCCAACAACAACCUAAUAGCAGCCACAUCGUUGUCAGCGGCAACAGCAACAAAUCUCAGUAGCAAUAUAAGCGAUUUUUUUAAAACGCAAGUUGUUGACAUGAUGCACACUCAGCCGGUAGCUGAGCAGGAGAAUCCAUUGCCAUUGGAGGUGCAAAUCAAAUCUGAACCGCAUGACGACAAUCUGGACUUCUUUCACAAAAAGCAGCAACAGCAACAGGAGCAGGCGUUUGAGUUUCUGAACCAACAGCAGAUUGAGGCAGCGGAGUCAUUGAUGCCACAUCAUCAUAAUGUGGACAUUAUGCACGAUAACACAAUGCAACAGCUAUCAACCGGACACUAUCAAAAUCAGCAACAACAGCAACAACAGCAACAACAGCAACAACAGCAACAACAGCAACAGCAACAGCAACAACAACAGACGAAUUGUUUUGAAACAAAGUCCGAAAGUGGAAGUUCAGAUGUGCUGUCGAGACCGCCAACUCCGAACAGCGUGGCAGCCAGCAAUUUGUAUAGUAGCAUGAAUGAUUUGCUCAGCCAGCAGCUGGAGAAUAUCGGCAGCAACAUGGGUCCGCCCAAGAAAUUGCAAAUAUCUGGUAAAUCAUUUGAGAAGAUAGCGGGCACAAGCUCAUCAUCAACGCCGUCAACAACAGUUUGCCUGGAGAGCAACUCGUCAAAUUCAUCGAAUUCAUCGUCUUCAACGUCCGGUGGCAAGCGAGCAAAUCGCACACGUUUCACUGACUAUCAAAUAAAGGUGCUGCAGGAGUUCUUCGAAAACAAUUCAUAUCCCAAGGACAGUGAUCUGGAGUAUCUAAGCAAAUUGCUGCUGCUGUCGCCAAGGGUAAUUGUCGUCUGGUUUCAGAAUGCACGACAGAAGCAGCGUAAGAUCUACGAGAACCAGCCCAAUAAUUCCCUGUACGAAAGUGAGGAGACCAAGAAGCAUAAUAUCAAUUAUGCCUGCAAGAAGUGCAGUCUAAUAUUUCAGCGCUAUUACGAACUGAUCCGUCAUCAGAAGAAUCAUUGCUUCAAGGAGGAAAACAACAAAAAGUCGGCUAAGGCACAAAUUGCAGCUGCACAAAUCGCUCACAAUCUAAGCUCAGAGGACUCCAAUUCGUCCAUGGAUAUACAUAAUCAUCAGUCAACGGGCAGCCUGGGUCAGAAUGUGGCAGCUGCUGUUGCUGUUGCUGCUGCUGCGGCAGCAGCACAUUCAGUACAUUCGAGCUCGCAGCCAUUUGGCUCAUCUCCGUCGCCGCAGCAUCUGUUUAGUAAGGCAUCAUCGCUGACCGACUUCAGUCCGUCGACAACCCCAACGCCACCACAGAGGGAGCGCAGCAAUAGCCUCGAUCAGCAACGCUUGCCCAAAUUUGACUGCGAGAAGUGUGAAAUGCAGUUUAAUCAAUUGGAAUUGCUACGUGAGCAUCAAUUGAUGCAUUUGAUGAGUCCAGCUCUGUUUCCUGCUGGCAACCAUCAGUCCUCGAGUCAGUCUGAAGCGGCAUAUGGCCCCUUUGGCAGCAUAUUGCAGGGAUUGCAGCAGGCUGCACAGCAGCAGCAACAACAACAACACCAGCAGCCGCAGCAGCAGCAACAGCCGCCAGCAAAAAAGAGAAAAUGCUCUGAAAGCUCUAUGAACGCUGAGGAAGUAUCAAUGGGAGAGUUUGAGACUACACAAAAGAAAUACGAGUUCCUAUAUCAAUAUUUUAUGCAGAAUGAAAGCAAUGCGGAGGUUAAGCAGCAAUUUCUUGUACAACAUCAGCAACAGCAGCACGGAAGUGAAACCGACUUGGAAUUAGAGUUCCUGAGCCAUUUUUAUCAACAAAGCGAACUAAAGAAGGUUAAUAACUAUGAUUUCUUACUGCAAUAUUAUCGCAAAAAUGAGGAUACGCUGAAGCAACACAACCAGCAAUUGUCCUUUAGCUCUAGCAAGAAACCAACAAUUGAAUUUCUGUUACAGUACUAUCAGCUAAAUGAGUCGAAGAAGUUUUUUCAGUUAGCUGCCUCGCCCCAAACAGAGUCUCGACCGUCGUCGCAGCAGCCGACCGCGACGGCGGAUGAACCAAACAAAUUGAUCGGCGUUCAGGAGCAAGAGCAGCAACAGCAGCUCCAACAACAGCUUCAAGAGGAAAAGGGUAAGAUUGAGCUCACUAGACAUCUGGAGGAGCAGGAGCAUAACAUAGAGCCAGUUACGCAAGGCGGUCAAGUGGUUCUAACUGAUUCGAACGAUCUAUUGACGCCUGAUGAAAAGCUCAACAAUAAUCAUAUCAGCAUAAAUAUCAAUGAAUCUCAACGUAUGCUAAGCAGAGAUACGAAGGAAAAUGCCAUCGUUGAGCGUCGUGACAAGUUGGAGCAAUUGAACAGCUCGAAUGAGCCAAUCAACGGGGAUAAACACAAAUCGCCCAGCGAUAAGCCGCAGUAUUUUCAGAAUCUCGAAGACUUCCUCGACGCAACAAUGAUUGAGAACAAUUCACAGAUGCUAACAUUCAAUGAUGACGACAGUCCGAGUCCAAAAGUUGAAAAUGUCAAAGCAAAUGAUUGUUUGCCUCUGGACACUACUUCAGUGCAGCUAAGCGCCCCGUCCAAGCAGAACAAACGGCUGAGAACAACAAUACUUCCAGAUCAGUUGAACUUCCUGUAUGAAUGCUACCAAACCGAGUCGAAUCCCAGCCGUAAAAUGCUUGAGGAGAUUUCAAAAAAAGUCAAUCUUAAAAAACGUGUCGUGCAAGUUUGGUUUCAAAACUCACGGGCUAAAGAUAAGAAAUCGAGGAAUCAACGACAAUAUGCUCACAUUUCGGAUGACAACAACAGUUUCGACGGAUCAAGUGGGAAGGAAGCUGGCAACAAUAGCAAUAAUAGCAACAAUGUUGGUGGUGUUGGCAUCAAAUCAAGCAAAUCUCUAGUUUUGGGCCAAGAGGCUAGCGAUCAGCCACUGCAGGAUUGCCAAUUAUGCCAAAUACCACAGGUAAAUAUGCAGAAGCAUGCAUUCAGCGUCGAGCACAUCUGCAAGAUGAAGGAGCUGCUUGAGCAUACCAGCGAGCUCUAUGCUCACAGUAAUGCCAGCGGCAGCGACAAUGACAAUGACUGCGACAGGGGCAGAGAGCGACGCUUCUACAGUCUCUCGAAGGCAUUUCUGCUGCAGCACGUCGUCUCGAAUGCGAGCAGUAGUAUCGCACUCACCUCCUCGACUGGGCAGCUGGAUGAUGAGAACAAUUGCUUGUUGGGCUACGAUCCCAGUGCGUCGGCAUCGGCAUCGGCAUCGGCAUCGGCAUCGGCAUCGGCCUCGGCUGCCAGUGACUUGGCAGAUGGUCGACCGGUUACGACAGCAACAGGCCAUCGUCACUUGGCUGGAGACAUUGCCCUAUCCGUGAAAGACAACGACAUCGAUAUGCCAGAGGCCGGCCGGAAAAGCUCGUCGAGCAAUCGGGAUCUGAUGCAACAACUCUUCAAUCGCAAUCACAUCACUGGUAAGAUUUGCGAAAUCACACGGAUCGCCCCAGCGGAAUCAUAAAUUAUAUUAUUAUUUUUUAUAUUAUAUUUUAAUUUGCUGUAUUU
Messenger RNA from Drosophila hydei, 9973 nucleotides. RefSeq names its product zinc finger protein 2 (gene zfh2). Gene Ontology annotation, cellular component: nucleus. Gene Ontology annotation, molecular function: RNA polymerase II cis-regulatory region sequence-specific DNA binding; DNA-binding transcription factor activity, RNA polymerase II-specific. The coding region runs from base 297 to 9929 and encodes 3210 amino acids. Gene Ontology annotation, biological process: regulation of transcription by RNA polymerase II. NCBI's taxonomy places the organism in Eukaryota, Metazoa, Arthropoda, Insecta, Diptera, Drosophilidae. The record is from RefSeq and is a predicted model, not a curated record. The transcript has 9 exons.